This is a messenger RNA of Anguilla rostrata (American eel), 5244 nucleotides long. Its product is annotated as nuclear receptor subfamily 4 group A member 1-like. Gene Ontology annotation, molecular function: RNA polymerase II cis-regulatory region sequence-specific DNA binding; nuclear receptor activity; zinc ion binding. Gene Ontology annotation, biological process: cellular response to corticotropin-releasing hormone stimulus; regulation of transcription by RNA polymerase II. The transcript is spliced from 7 exons. Gene Ontology annotation, cellular component: nucleus; transcription regulator complex. The record is from RefSeq and is a predicted model, not a curated record. NCBI's taxonomy places the organism in Eukaryota, Metazoa, Chordata, Actinopteri, Anguilliformes, Anguillidae. The coding region runs from base 323 to 2089 and encodes 588 amino acids.
CGAGACAAGCAUCUUAGGGUUUCUGGCGAAGGGAAAGCUCUUGCGUUGCACAAUAGAAAAAAAGUAACCAAACUGGAAAAACGGCGGGCAUAUAUCAUAUUACGCGGGGAGUCACGAAGAAGAAAACCCUUCACUGUUUUGUGGUUCGACUGGUUUUCCUUUUUCAUAUCAGCAUGGCCUCUACAAUGAAAGAGACGAAUAAAAGACACGGGCGCUGUUCCAGAUCUGCAGGCGUCCGUAAGCGGAGUAUGAGAUGGAAAAGAAGACAUGCUGCGAUAGGACACGGAUGAACGGAUGAACAGAUGGACUCCCGAAUGGCUACAUGUAUCACUGCACUGGCUACAGUAUUGCUGUUCAUUCAGAAAUGCCCUGUGUUCAAACCCAGUAUGGAACUCUGCCUUACGAGAACAACCACUACCCCUCUGAGUUCCUGAGCUCCGACCCCACCGCCAAGUUGGUCAUGGACGUCAGUGGCCAGCGGGACCAGCUGUCCGCCCCCUCCCUGCCCAGCAUCAACACCCUGGUGGGCGGGUACGCCGGCGAGUUCGACGCCUACUCCUGCCAGAUCACCGCGUCCGCCGCCCCCACCCCCGCCGGCUCGGGCCAGCAGUCGCCCUUCAAGCUGGACGACUUCCAGGUGUACGGCUGCUACCCCGGCACCUUCGCCCUCAGCUACCUGGACGAGACGCUGUCCUCCUGCGGCUCCGACUACUACGGCAGCCCCGUGUCCGUCUCCUCGCCCUCCACGCCCGGCUUCCAGGUCCAGCCCGUGUCCUCCUGGGAGCCCCCCUUCAGCCCCUUCUCGCCCGGCCCCGGGUGCUGGCUGGCCGAAAAGUCGGCCCUGCCCCAGCAGCCCUCGUUCUUCACGUUCAGCCCCCCGUCGGAUCAGCAGUCCCCCCUGGCGUCCCAGCAGCCCCAGGGGUCCGAGCAGGAGCCCUUCGGCCCGGCUCAGCACCACUCCUCUCCCUUGCACUUCACGCCCCUCGCCCUCGAUCAGGGGUGCUUGGACAGUCCCGUGCUGGCCGAGGGGCCCAUGUCGUCCCCCAAGGCCCGGAGCCCCGGGGCCAACGAGGGCCGCUGCGCCGUGUGCGGGGACAACGCCUCCUGCCAGCACUACGGCGUGCGCACCUGCGAGGGAUGCAAAGGGUUUUUCAAGAGAACUGUACAGAAAAAUGCUAAAUACGUGUGCCUAGCCAACAAAGACUGCCCAGUGGACAAACGGCGGAGGAACCGUUGCCAGUUCUGCCGUUUCCAGAAGUGCCUGGCCGUUGGGAUGGUGAAAGAAGUUGUUCGGACGGACAGCCUGAAAGGUCGCAGGGGUCGCUUGCCCUCCAAGCCGAAGAACGUGCAGGACUCGGCGUCCGCCACGCCUCCGGUCAAUAUCAUCGCCUCCCUGGUCAGGGCACACAUCGACUCCAACCCUUCACUGGGGAAGCUGGACUACUCCAAGUACCAGGAAACGGUGGCCAGCCUAUCAGAGAAGGAAGACGCCAGCGAUAUCCAGCAGUUCUACGAUCUCCUGACCAGCACCAUGGACGUGAUCCGCAAGUGGGCCGAGACCAUCCCCGGAUUCACUGACUUCUGCCUGGAGGACCAAGAGCUGCUCCUGGAGUCUGCCUUUGUGGAGCUGUUUAUCCUCCGGCUUGCAUAUAGGUCCAGCCCUGAGAAGGAUAAGCUGAUAUUCUGCAACGGCGUCGUUCUCCAUCGAAUGCAGUGCGUGCGUGGCUUUGGCGACUGGAUCGACUCCAUCAUGGACUUCUCGCAGAGCCUGCACCGGAUGAACCUGGACGUCUCGUCCUUCUCCUGCCUCGCUGCCCUCGUCAUCAUCACAGACCGCCACGGCCUGAAGGAGCCGAAGCGGGUGGAGGAGUUCCAGAGCCGGCUGAUCGCCUGCCUCAAAGACCACGUCACCAGCAGCGGUGGCGACUCCGGCCGGCCCAACUACCUGUCCCGCCUCCUGGGGAAGCUUCCGGAGCUGCGGACGCUGUGCACCCAGGGCCUGCAGCGCAUCUUCUACCUGAAGCUGGAGGACCUGGUGCCCCCUCCCCCCAUUGUGGAUAAAAUCUUCAUGGACACCCUACCUUUCUGAGGGAAAGGAUACGAGACAAAGGAUACAGUUGUCUGAACGGUCCGGUGGAGGACAGGGGAAAAGCGGAAUCCUGUUUCUGUGGCCUUGGGGAUUGCUGGGACAUUGCGUUUUGAAGGGCGGAGCUUCCCCCCCCGCCCCAACCCCUUGCAGUGCACUGGCUGACUGGCAUCCAGCUAUCACUAAGUGACUCGCAAAAGACAUUUGAAACAAUUUUUACUUAAAGAUUAACAUGAACUUGCUGCCAGCCACAGUGAAAGAAAGAACUGGACAUUGAUAUUUCUUUUCUGUUGUCUGUGGAUUACGUGCAGUGGUACAAACGGGGACGCGAAAAAACGACAGUGAACACUUUCGUAUAAUCGGUUUUGUACGUGUGUUACAUCAUGGCGUGGUGGCAGGGGCAUAAACCGUUCACACACGUUAUAAGAGGGGGCAGGGAGAGGUCGGGCUGGCACACUAGAGCCUCAAGAGUAGGAGAGGACUAUAUAUCCAAAUAUAACAGCAGUAUUAAAGCUCAUAGGUUUGACUGCAAAAGGGGUUCCACUGCCCCAGCGCAGUGCAAACAAGCUAUCGCAAGCCGACGGUUCAGGUGAUUUGAGACUCAUCCAGAGAAUCAGUAAAGUUCAGUCUCUUCGUUUUGGCUGCAGCCCAGAGAUCAGUCCCACGUUUCAAUGGCAGAUAUGAUCUGGAGCGCUGCUCAUCCUGGCUCUGAAAUAUCAAACGAUGCUUGCAGAGCAAUUUAUAUAUCGAUACCAGAACUUACAUCAGGAAAGGCCUUGGACCAAAAGAAGCCCAAAGGGGUGAUGGGGGGCCCUGGCUUUGUAGGUGAAAUAUCAGUACACCCCCUAAAGCCUUAUAUACCACAGUGACGCUAGGGCUGGGCGAUAUGGCCUAAAAGUUUAGUCACCAUAUGUUUUUAAUUUUGCAUGGUAGCGAUAUAUAUAUCAUGGUAUAUAUUUUUUCUCCCAAUUUCAACAGAAUAUGCAUUAAAAGGAAUACAAGACUCAGGCUAGUGACUGUUCCCUGUAGUUAACUAUAACUUAUAACUGUUACUAAUUAACCAUUUUUGCUUUCAUGUAAAAGUGUGCACCCACAUGUUUUUAUUGGCCUAUCAAUAUAGCUGUGUUGCCUGAAGUAACAGCCACAAGCAUUAGCAAGCUAUGAUGCAAUUGGUGUGAACAAUAUCUUUUCCUGGGCUCGACAUUAAGGAUUUUUUUCAUCAGGGUUUUCGAAUAUAUUUCCACUGGCCCAGCUGCCAAGAUAAACAUGGCCUCUUUUUUAACAAGAUUCUACAGAAGAUUUGUAUUCAAAAGUGCCAAAACACCAAUCUACAGCAUUGGUUUAAAAAAAUGUAGUCCUUUAUUAAAUACGAAUCUGCCAAUCAUCGCCAUCAAAUUAUGGAUGCAUUCUCCUUUGCCUAGGAAUUCAGAAUUUUGAGGCUAGAUGCUUGCAGUUUAACUGACGACAAAACUAUUACUGCAACAGUCAGUUAAUAAUAGUUAGUGCAUUCUUUCAAUCGCUUUUAGCUUGCUAGCAAUCAAUAAAGUACACAAGUUGGGUGGGUAGCUACCGCUAUUGUUUCAAUCUUACUUCAUUCAAGAGCUGAGUUUUAUUUUAUGAGUAAAUCUUAAACCAACUGAGACGUUUGUUGCUACAAAUUUUGAUAAAUAAUCAAGCUUAGGUUAGUUAGACUUAAGUUAGUUAUUUGUAAGCAAGUGUCGGUACAAAAAUAAAUGAAUGCUAAAGCUGCAACAUUAUUUAUUGAUAAGUUUCUGUAGUGAAAGGACACAGUGGUCGCACUAGCCACUAGAAUGCUGUGUCUUUGGACCGAAGGACAUUUCGGAAAUUUUCUUUGAAUCUUGCAAUGCUACCAACAACUGUGUAAAUGUUGUGUUUAAGAAACAACACAAAUGUCAGACCAAAAAAUGAUUGGCUCAAAGGAACAUUGCAAUUAUUUUGGUGGUUCAAGUCUGGGUCACCGUCCCUUGUAAAAACACACCUCAGAGUAUCUAUGUUUAUAGAACGUAGCAUAUGUUUUUCCCUGUGUUUUAGGACUUUUUUGUGUAAAAGCAGUAAAAAAAGGUAAACAAAAAAAAAAACUUUGUAUUCGACCCAGAUAAGAUUUACUUAGGAUACUGGCCUAAUUGGACAGGUGACAAAUCAAUCAACUGCCUUGAACCAAUCCCAGGCCAGCGGGAACUCCUUAUUGCCGAGCCCUGUUUUCUGACCAAAAUCUUUGCACUCUAAUGUUAUCAUCAAAAUCCAUUCUUUACCGAUAUGGACGAUAUUGCCAAAUUCAUAUCGGGGUGCAUAUUUCUACCGGUAUACCUCUUAUACCGUUUAUACCGCUCACUUCUCAGUGAGGCUUUAUAAUGUGUAGGAGAAUUUUGGUGACAUCAGUGUCUACUGUUGGGCAGAAAUCCUCCCUUGUGCACACCGUCUCCCAGAUCGCCUUGCUCUGUUCUAAGUUAGACGGAGUUCGCAAGUCUAGCAACAUUGCCACCCCAGGCAAACAAUCAGUAUAUUGUGCCUUAAGAAGAGAUCCUUAAACACAGAUUCCAUAUGACUGAAGAAUACGGCAGGCAAAAUGUGUGAAAUACUAAUGACUCAAAAUGAAGUAAAAGAAAGAGAGAAAUUGGCUGGAGAUAGCGCGUGCCCCGAUGUUCGUUGGCAGGUUUCUGGGCUUCAAGUGCCAAGCAAACUUUGUAAAUACUGCACAAAAAAAAAACAAACAAACAAAAAAAAUAUAUAUAUGGGGAAAGCUACUGUUAAUGUUGCAAGUGUUGCCUUAUAAAUACUGUAUUCUCCUUGAGAAGAAUAUGUAUUUACAUAUCUUUUUUUUUUAAGUACCUUCAGUGGCUUUUCAAAGUCACACUAAAUACGAGCAGCUAUGAGCACCUGAGUACAACUUUCUAUCAGUCUGUACUUCCUUUUCUAAGUAUGAGUAUGAAUAUAUGUUUAUGAAUUUAUGUAUACUAAUGGCAGAAGUACUUUAUAUUUGUGAAGGUUUUGCCAGUUCUCUGGUUAUGUGGUUGUUUUCCUGUGAGUGUAUGUAUAUAUAUAUAUAUAUAUACAUACAUACAUACAUACAUACAUACGUACACACACAUACAAACACAUUCAGCAUAAACAUUUAAUAUUAAAAACAUCCAAAAAUU